AUGAAUAAAAAUCAUUUUGAACUUGAUCUUAAUCAACUUCGAGAUCCAUCUAGAAUCUUUGAAUUGAUCAAAGUUGUUGAGAAUGGAAGAUAUGAACAAGUUUAUAAAGAUCGUCUUACAAAAACAAGUCAAUUGGUUUCAAUUAAAGUUAUGGAUGUUACAGAAGGUCAAGGAGAAGAAAUCAAAUCAGACGUUAAUAUUUUUAAAAAAGUUGGAAAUUAA
This is a messenger RNA of Rotaria sordida, 222 nucleotides long. NCBI's taxonomy places the organism in Eukaryota, Metazoa, Rotifera, Eurotatoria, Philodinida, Philodinidae. The record is from the annotation of a GenBank genome assembly.